Molecule: messenger RNA, 903 nt
Organism: Helianthus annuus (common sunflower)
Lineage: Eukaryota; Viridiplantae; Streptophyta; Magnoliopsida; Asterales; Asteraceae
Exons: 2
Coding region: 1-903 (300 amino acids)
Source: RefSeq, a predicted model, not a curated record
AUGGUGUUCAUUGACCUAGAAAAGGCAUACCACAGUGUACAGCGUAGAUUUAUUUGGGAUAGUUUGGAGAGUAGAGGGGUUCCAGGAAAGUAUGUAGACUUAAUUAGGGAUAUGUACGACAGGACUAAAACUAGUGUACGUGCGCUUGUAGGGGAUACAAAUUCCUUUCCUAUAGAGGUCGGCCUCCACCAAGGGUCGGCCUUGAGUCCGUUUCUUUUUGCGGUUGUCUUAGAUGAGUUGUCAAAGUCAAUUCAGGAGACGGUUCCAUGUAAUGUAGGCGACAAUGAUGACACUCAGAUCACCAUUGAGGGCCAAGUGGUUCCGCAGGUAACUAAGUUCAAGUAUUUAGGAUCUUUUGUUCAAAAGGAUGGGGAGAUAGAUAGUGACGUAGCGCACCGCAUACAGGUUGGAUGGUGUAAGUGGAGAGUUGCAACUGGGGUUUUAUGCGACAAGAGGUUCCCAACUAAGUUAAAGGGAAAGUUCUACAGGGUUGCAGUGAGAUCUGCUAUGUUAUAUGGGACAGAGUGUUGGGCGACCAAAAAGACACAAAUGCGCAAGAUGGAGGUAGCGGAGAUAAGGAUGUUAAGGUGGAUGUGUGGGCAUACGAGGUUGGAUCGAAUAAGAAAUGAGGUAAUUAGAGAAAGGUUAGGAGUGGCUAGGAUUUCGGAUAAGAUAAAAGAGGGGAGAUUGAGAUGGUUUGGGCAUGUGAACAAGAGGCAGUCAACGGCGCCAGUUAGAGCAGUGGAAACACUCACUGUGGAGGGUAGGAGGAGUAGAGGUUUAACACCCAAGUUGACAUGGGAUGAGCGGAUUAGACAUGAUUUACUAGAGUUGCACCUCACUGAGGACAUGGUUCAUGAUAGGAGCUCGUGGAGGCGUAAGAUUAAGGUUAAGGAUUUUUAG